AUGGUGGGGUACUGAUGACAGGCCAGGCUCAGCUACAUCUGCUACUCACAGAUCUGUGCAAAAGGUGUCAAGGACACCCUGAAGACUGAAUUCAAAGCCAAUGCUGAGAAGUCUUUUCACCACAACAUGACGAUUGUGAAAGUG
Molecule: messenger RNA, 144 nt
Organism: Echinops telfairi (small Madagascar hedgehog)
Lineage: Eukaryota; Metazoa; Chordata; Mammalia; Afrosoricida; Tenrecidae
Product: ATP synthase subunit epsilon, mitochondrial-like
Exons: 1
Biological process (GO): proton motive force-driven mitochondrial ATP synthesis
Cellular component (GO): mitochondrial inner membrane
Molecular function (GO): proton-transporting ATP synthase activity, rotational mechanism
Source: RefSeq, a predicted model, not a curated record